This is a messenger RNA of Aphanomyces invadans, 1046 nucleotides long. RefSeq lists its product as hypothetical. The record is from RefSeq and is a predicted model, not a curated record. NCBI's taxonomy places the organism in Eukaryota, Oomycota, Saprolegniomycetes, Saprolegniales, Verrucalvaceae. The transcript has a single exon. Bases 22 to 906 code for a protein of 294 amino acids.
CGGAUUUGGCGCGACAGCUACAUGACACCUUGUGAGGAAGCCGAGUAUAACCUGGCGAGGGCGCGGCAGAAGCAACAAGUCAUUGCGCGGGAUCAUGUGCGCCAGCUGAGAAGAUCGAAUGGCACUCAUUUUCAGACGAUGGUAAACAUGCACGCCCAGAACCAAAGUUUGGCCGCGAUCAGUCGGCGCCUGCGCAUGGCGCCAUGCAUCGUGGCCCGAACAUAUCUCGAGCACGUAGAAGAAGUGGACAAGAGCAAGAUAUACAAACUUCUGCUGUCUACGGUGGUAAUGAGCGACGACAACAGCGGGAAUCACCUGCCAGCCUUGAGUACACGACUGCGGGGCGAGUUGCGAGAGUGUGUAGAAGACGAUGUGCAUUGCUCACCACUGUGCGACCGUAUUCGACGAAGCGAAGGCGACGAGUACGAACAUCUAAUGGUGCUCCAACUCACACAGCUCGGAAUUCCGUUCGAGAACGAGCACAUGCUUCGCGAGCGCGGGCUUGCGAAGACUCCUGACGCACUCCUGGUCGUGCCGAUCCAAGUCAAGGUCAACGACACGUGGCACGUCGUGCAGUGGAUCGACUCGAAAGCUAUGGCUCACGAGGCUGGGACAGAGAACGAGGCGCAACACACAGCUCAAGCCCAUGCGUACGUGAAUCGAUUUGGGCCAGGCAUGUUGGUUUACUGGCAUGGCGUCGGUUCCGACCGCACGACAUCUCCAUCGGACGAUGUCAUUGUGGUAGAUGCCAUUCCACCGACGUUUUUGUUUCCAGGGCAAAAGUUCAACGACACCCAGAGCACCCCCAACACAAGACUUGCAGGGACGACGCUUGCUUUCGAGCCAAUGCAGGUCGUCACGACCCGCGACGACGACGGCAUUCCGUCCACAGCCGUGUUCUUUUAACAUGAAUGUGUCCAUGACGGGAUGACGGUGGUGUUGUGAAGCAGACCAUGCGAUUCAAUGAAUCGUCGCUUCCUUCUCCGACAUGCCACUCGCACUUUUGUUUUCGUGGCCGAUCCACGAACGGAAGGUUGCGCCUGGAC